AUGUCCAACAUGACCGCAGAGCAAGCGUUUGAGGCAGCCUCGGCCGCGGCUAUCGGCGCCAACAGAGGUCUGCAGAUCCUUCCAGUCUACCUUGGUGGGUACCUCGACAGUCUGUUCAUGGGGAUCGUCAUUUGUCAGUGCUUUACCUACUGGCAGUCCAUCCGGACGGACAAGAAGCACAUCGUAGCCCUCAUGGUCGCUACGGUAGCCGCUACCACCCUCGCUACCGCUUUUAUCCUGCACUGGAAUAUCUAUCUGUUCGUAUGGAACUUUGGAACCUUUGGGGUCUUUGCCGAGGUCUACUGGAUCAUUCGAUACAUGUCCCUCGAGCUUUGUGUCAUUUUCCUUGUCCAGAUGCUGUACACAGACCGGGCGUGCAGACUAUACGGUCACUGGUGGCCAGCAGUCGUCAUCCCUCCUUUCAGCGUCGCAACGAUGAUCCUCGGCUCAGUGGUGCUCAAGAUCUUUGGCAGCCACGGGACCCACAACUCAGCCGAGCUACUCGCAGAUCCUGUCCUUGUCCCCGUUGCCUACUGCUGGUACAGUGGCAUCAUCGUCACCGACUCGAUCAUCACCAUCAUCAUCGUAUACGGUAUCAGCCGCAUACAGACGCAGUAUAAAGCGACCAAAUCUGUCCUUAACCGGAUCCUGAUUACUGCUUUUGAGUCCCAAACCCCAGCCUUGAUCAGCUCCUUGGUCUGCAUCGUGGCGUGGAACCGGCAAUUCGAGAUCGCACUCCACCUCGUCAUGCUGCAGAGCAAGAUCUACACGAUGGGUGCACUGAUUACGCUCAACCUUCGAGCCGGCCUGGCGCCUAGCAACGAGGUACACGUAUACACGACCCAGCAAGCAACUUCUGCAUACGCUAUGGACGCCUUCCCGCAGACCCGCCCGCCUCUAAGUGCAGGCGGUGUUCACGUCACGACCGACGUUUACAAGCACACCGAUGACCUUGACACGAUGGGCAAGAAACGGGUGUCUUUCAACCCGGGUACUAGCAAUCGGCGAGCCGACUCGAACGACUCCUUCGAGGACUCCAAGCAUUCCAUCCAGGACAAGGAUGGUGUCCUUGAGCUCAACAACAACGAGUCGGAGAUCAGGCUGGUGUAG
This is a messenger RNA of Dioszegia hungarica, 1110 nucleotides long. RefSeq lists its product as uncharacterized. Bases 1 to 1110 code for a protein of 369 amino acids. The transcript has 15 exons. The record is from RefSeq and is a predicted model, not a curated record. NCBI's taxonomy places the organism in Eukaryota, Fungi, Basidiomycota, Tremellomycetes, Tremellales, Bulleribasidiaceae.